UGUUAUUGGGAGCUUAUUUUUAUAGUGGGACGUCCAGUUCUGUGAUACGAGAGCAAUAUUUUCGAGUCAGACGCCCAUCUUUCUCAAAUGUGUUUGCAAAAAGAGUACCUAAGUGUUAUCAAUUUGUUUUCAACACGAAUCUAUAUAAUUUACCUCUAUUACUCAGUGAUACGACAUAUCAAUUCAAUGAAUCACAACUCGGCAACUGAUCAAUUAUUCAUUUCAUCGCUUUUGGCUAAAUCACGGUCUAAUAGAAGGCAAACCCAAGGGUUCACCAAACGCCUUGCAUCGUUCUGCCAGUUUCCCCAGAAUACGAGUUUCAAUAGCGUCGAAUUGGCUAAACAUGGAUACGAGUUUCUUCAUGAAUACAUAUCGUGUCCAUCCUGCAAGUUUCGGAUGAAGCCAACAGCUACAGAUAUUCUCGAAUCACAUAGAAGAAUUGGACCAACAUGUGAUGUUUAUGAAGCACAUGCUAAGUUAUUGGCACCAGAAUCCUUGCAUUUGCAUGCAUUUUCACCAGAUCAAGAGAUGCGACUGGAAACCGAAAUUGACACUGUAUCGAAUAAGACGAGCUUAGAGAAUUCUAGGUGGAAGUUUGAGUAUGAGAGAUUGAAGUCCUUCGCAGAUCAGAAAACCAAAAUACCCAGCUUUGAAAUAUUAGCUAGAAGUGGUUUUUAUCUGCCCGAGAACGAAAAAGUAGAAUGUUAUGCGUGUGGAUUUUCUAUCAUCGCCGCUUCCUGGCAAACUGUUUUUGAGCUACAUGCUUUUAAAUCCACGGGGUGUCCUUUUCUAAACGGGAAGGCUUUCAAUAUCCCCGUGGAACAGCAGUCCGAACCCAAUUAUAGCUUAUCAGAGGCAACGGGCGACUCCUUACAAAGCGAAGGUGGGGAGCAUUCAAACAACAGUGGGGAUAGAAAGGCCGAAAAAAGUCAUGUCGAAAAAACAAAAUCCAACCCACGCAUCUUGGAUGAAAAAUUCUUCCAGCGACUAAUUACCUACAAACAUUGGCACGACGUGGACUUUAAAGGUGUGUCUGCAAUAAACUGUGCGUACGCAGGAUUCGUGUAUGUUCACAAAUACGCGCAGCCAGUUCUGCAGUGUCUGGAAUGUGAGGUGAUGAUGCUGAACUCUAUGCCAGCUGUUGACAUGAUGAUUGAACACGCCAGCUGUUCUCCAGUGUGUCCAUUCAUAUCCAAAGUCAAAGGAGUGGACUACUUCAAACACGCCAUCGAAAUCCGGAACAUCGCGCUGAAAAAGGCGGGAAAACCAGCCUUGAAUGUCAGGGCAAUGGACGUGAAGUACGCUCUCAAAGCGGAAUACGGAAAAUCCGGACUCGGACAAGGUGACUGGGAAUCGUUUGAACAUUUUACAACCGAACUUGUCAACCUCGGAUUUCCCCCGAAAGUUGUCCAGAAAACAGUAGCGAAGAAAAUGCUGAAGGUCAACAAUCAGUCUUCCGAAUCGAACGAAAGACCCAAACUGACGCUAACGAGCUUGCUGUCAAGUGUUCAGCGUGCAUACAACAACAAAUAUCUAAGCGAGGAGGCCAGGGCGGCAAUGAAGCCUGGUGGGGAAUCGGAAUCGACGGAAAACAGUCAGACGGGGAGUGGCGACACCUCGUCCUCUUCAGUUUCGUCUGACAACAGUCAGGUGGGGGAGGACUGGCCGCCCACAUUACAACUGGAGGAGACUCUGGGACGAUGUCUGCAUUGUUUAGAGAAUCCGAUCAGUGCCCAGGUGGUGGACUGUAAACACAUCUGUCUCUGUGGCAACUGUGCCACUUUCGUUACCAGAUGUCCCCUCUGUCAUGUCAAAAUAAAAGCCACCAACAGGCUAUUUUUGGUUGAAUCGGGAAGUAGUAGCAAACCAAGAACUGCUUCAGAACUCACGUUAAGACUCUAUGAAACCUGAUCAAUUGGAAAAAAAACAUUUUAGUAGUUAAAUGGUUCAAACUCAAGCAGAUAUAUCGGGUGCGACAGUUUGAUUUUAUAUGCUGUUAAAUGCUAAGCAACUUUUCAUUCUAUUGAAAGGAACUAAAAGAAGGUGUGCACGAUAUGGUAAUAACAAUACAGCUUUGGAGUUAUUUAGCCUCCGAUGUCCCACCCGAUCCGAUAUAACCACAUAAGUUGAGCCAUUGUUUUUAAUGGUUAGUUUUCCUAAUUAGAAAUGUAAAAUUUAUAUUCUCUCUGAUGUAAUGCUUAGAAACGGAUCUUGGCACUUCUACCCUGCCCGACCCCUACUACUAUAACUUUUUAACUUCAGCUCACGUUAUUUUUUGGCAUGCGAGUUAAUUGUCAAAUAAGAAACAAAAAAAAAUUCUGGAAAGUAGUGAUAUAAAAAGAAAAAUAGAAUUGCGUUUGGUGGUUUGUGAUUAAGUAUCCUCAGUUCAUGGCCAUGGGUUCACUUAAGGAAGCAUUUAACUCAUUUUUAAUUAUUAAUUUUUUGAUCAUUCUGAAAUAAUGGCAUAAUUUUGGGCUAUUUACA
This is a messenger RNA of Symsagittifera roscoffensis, 2484 nucleotides long. RefSeq names its product baculoviral IAP repeat-containing protein 7-A-like. Gene Ontology annotation, biological process: negative regulation of apoptotic process; regulation of cell cycle. Gene Ontology annotation, molecular function: cysteine-type endopeptidase inhibitor activity involved in apoptotic process. The transcript is spliced from 5 exons. Gene Ontology annotation, cellular component: cytoplasm; nucleus. Bases 88 to 1911 code for a protein of 607 amino acids. The record is from RefSeq and is a predicted model, not a curated record. NCBI's taxonomy places the organism in Eukaryota, Metazoa, Xenacoelomorpha, Acoela, Convolutidae.